ACCACACACCAUUGAAGAGGGGGGAGGGGGUUAAUUUAGGUAGGGCGCCCGCGCUACCACAGAGAAGACAAUCCCGCCCAGAGGCUUUCGAAGAAGAAAAGGAUUUAACCCCCCUAUAACUACCUGGGCAUUAUCUGUCUCUCGCUCCCGAUAUUAGUUCCAUUUUCAACUAUCGACUUUGGCAUUUUGAUCUAUUCAUAUCAAAAUUAAGAAGACCCUAUCGAGGCUACGUCAAUAUCAGCAACACUAUUCAUAGCCGGCGUGAUCCAUUACAUUCCUAUAUAACCUAGCUAGUCUUUGCUAGUACCCGCAAGCGACAGAAGCCCCUAGGUAUAAGGCCCGCCGGUGCCGGUCCAUCUACUAGGCUACGGUAGUCAGUGUACGCUCUAGCGAACAUGGGAUCGUCCAAUGACGCGAAUCUUGCCAGGUUAAGGGAUAAUCAGAGGAAGUCCCGCGCCCGGCGCAAAGAAUACGUGAAUAGUAUCGAAAGACAGCUUAGAGAUUACCAUCGUCGGGGGGUUGAGAGCACUGCCGAGAUCCAGCGAGCAGCUCGGAGAGUUGCCGAAGAAAACAAAAAGAUGCGGGCGCUCCUCAACAGGAUAGGCUUUGACGACGGAAGCAUUUCUUGUUUCCUUCAAACCGGCAGUCUCGAUCCCGCCGGGAUUACAACUCCGAAUCCUACCUGCGAUCGAGACAACAAUAAUGAGCUCCUAGAGUAGCUUCUAGUAGCUCGCUACCCAACUACUUCCACGCCCGAGUUCCAUGCAACUCCAUCUAUACAAAGCGCUGUUGUCUGUAACAGUAGAUCUGGCUUUAUCACAGCCUCUGACAAAUAAAGCAGACUGAAUCAGAAACUAUAGUAGCGGCUCUCGAGGAGCAUAUUCAACUCCACAACUCGGUAGCACUGGAGCCCAGUACCUUCAAGUCAGAGGCACAGACAUAUUUGGAAUAUUCGACAUCCGAUACUCCAAGAUAUUACCUUGACUCAAUUUCUGAAAAUACUUAUCCUAUCCAGAACGUUCGGUGUGGCGCCGACCCGAGUUGCGGAGACAUCAUGUAUCCUGACGACUACGCGAACAUGGGACAGGAGCUGCGGGAGUAUGCCAUUGGAGAUUCGUACUCAGGGUUACCUUCUACGCCUGGAGGAAAUAAUUAUUCCCUUUCGGUGGCUGAGGAUGUAUUUUCGCCUUCCCUACAUGGAGAUAGCAAGGUAUUCAAUAGUGUCUCUGCCUGUCGGCGUAGCGGGCGCAGCGGUAACGUCGCCUUCUUUCAGUAUAGGCUACCAUUGUCCCUAGUAGAAUAAUAAAUUACUUAUCACACUGUUUUAAAUGUCAGAUUUAACAAAGUAAGAGGUCCUUUAUAGAAUUCGAAACAACUGGC
This is a messenger RNA of Hypoxylon trugodes, 1380 nucleotides long. RefSeq lists its product as uncharacterized. The record is from RefSeq and is a predicted model, not a curated record. The transcript has a single exon. NCBI's taxonomy places the organism in Eukaryota, Fungi, Ascomycota, Sordariomycetes, Xylariales, Hypoxylaceae. Bases 396 to 719 code for a protein of 107 amino acids.